Molecule: messenger RNA, 960 nt
Organism: Centrocercus urophasianus (Greater sage-grouse)
Lineage: Eukaryota; Metazoa; Chordata; Aves; Galliformes; Phasianidae
Product: olfactory receptor 51A4-like
Exons: 1
Coding region: 1-960 (319 amino acids)
Biological process (GO): G protein-coupled receptor signaling pathway
Cellular component (GO): membrane
Molecular function (GO): G protein-coupled receptor activity; olfactory receptor activity
Source: RefSeq, a predicted model, not a curated record
AUGCACCCCAGGAACAACAGCCAGACUCAGCCUUUCCUGCUGGCAGGCCUUCCCGGGUCGGCUCAGUUCCACCACUGGGUGUUCCUCCCUUUUGGUCUCAUGUACCUGCUUGCAGUGCUGGGAAAUGGCACCAUCCUGCUGGUUGUGAGAGUGCAUCGCCAGCUCCACCAGCCCAUGUACUAUUUCCUUUCGAUGCUGGCCACCACAGACCUGGGCCUGACUCUGUCCACCCUGCCCACCGUGCUGCGCGUCUUCUGGUUGGGUGCCACGGAGAUCAGCUUCCCCGCCUGCCUCAUCCAGAUGUUCUGCAUCCACACCUUCUCCUUCAUGGAGUCCUCAGUGCUCCUGGCCAUGGCCUUUGAUCGCUACGUGGCCAUCCGCUGCCCACUGAGGUACUGCUCCAUCCUCACCAGUGCCAGGGUAGCACAGAUUGGGUUGGGGAUCAUCUGCCGAUGCACGUUGUCCCUUCUCCCAUUGAUCUGCCUCCUGACGUGGCUGCCUUUCUGCAGCUCACGUGCGCUUUCUCACCCCUACUGUCUGCACCAGGACAUUAUACGGCUGGCGUGCACAGAUGCCACCCUGAACAGCCUGUACGGCUUCGCCUUGGUGCUGGUCGCAAUCCUGGACUUUGUUCUCAUUGCACUGUCCUACGUCAUGAUCUUCAGGACUGUGCUAGGCAUCGCCUCCAGGGAGGAGCGGGCCAAAGCCCUAAACACCUGCGUCUCUCACUUCUGUGCUGUCCUUAUCUUCUACAUCCCUUUGGCUGGGCUGUCCAUUAUGCAUCGGUAUGGAAGGAAUGCUCCACCUAUUAGCCAUGCUGUCACGGCCAAUGUCUACCUCUUUGUCCCACCUAUAUUGAACCCAAUCCUCUACAGCAUGAAAAGCAAGGCUAUUUGCAAAGGCCUCCUGGGGCUCCUGUGUCGGAGAGCAGCCUGGCCUGGCCGUGCCCAGAGCUGUUAG